AUGAGGCGAUUUGGUACUGUUGUUGCAGCACUGACUGCAGCAACCGCUGCUCAGACUGUGCAACAGGAUCCUGGUGUCAUUCGUGACCCGGGUACAUAUGGACCACAAGUAGAGGUUGUCCAUCUCUACUACGACCAAUGGCCGACAGGCAUUGCAGUCUCGCGCUCCGGGCGCAUGUUUUCGAACUACCCACCAGCUCUGGACCCGAUGAACCAAGCUUACACGGUCGCUGAACUAUUCGCCAACAACACCGAGCAACCGUACCCGAAUCUUGCAAUCAACACCCCUCCAGGAGGAAGGAUCAAUAACUCCGUCUAUCCACCUACAGGUGCUGGUGAUGCCAACCACUUUGUUGGUGUACAGAGCGUGGUUAUCGACCCUGCAGACCGCUUGUGGGUUCUUGAUACUGGCAGGGUCGCAACGCAGAACGGAACACAGCUUACUGCAGCUUAUGGUGGACCGAAAUUGGUUGGCAUAGAUUUGAACACAAACUCAGUGUUCAGGACCAUUGUGUUUAGCCCGACUGCAGCACCAGCAGACUCAUACCUCAACGAUAUCCGCUUUGACCUCAACCCCUCCCUCACCUCGUCUGGUCAAGGUGUGGCCUACAUCACCGACUCCUCCUCCGAAGGUCGCAAUGCCAUCGUCGUUGUCGACCUAGGUUCCGGCGAAGCUUGGCGUCGUCUUAUAAACAUCCCAGCAGUGCAAGCUGACGAAGGGUUUGUCCCUACUGUGUGGGGGCAACCUGUGUACAUGAAUGGAACCACAGGAAUGCCUAUACUCAAUGUCAACUUUGGCGCGGACGGCAUCGCACUAUCCGUCGAUGGAACCACUUUGUUCUUCAAGACAACUGGCGGUCGAUAUACUUACAGUGUCCCAACUGCACGAUUGCGAGACCGCAGUCUGAAUGCCGAGCUUCUGGCCCGAGGCAGCGUCGGCAACCUGGGCGAGACUGGCCUCAGUGAUGGAUUAGAAACUGACACGAACAACAUGAUCUAUGGUGGUAAUAUUGAGGACAACAGUAUUAUGAUGUUCAAUCCCAGCACAGGCAUCAUGUCGACGUUUGUUCGCGAUCCACGCUUUAGCUGGACCGACACACUGAGUGUUGGAUUUGAUGGAUACAUUUACUUCACGGAAAACCAGCUAUGGCUUGGCUCAAACUUCCAGGGCGGUGUUGAUAGACGACAGAAACCAUAUGUUCUGUUCCGUGCUAGAUUACCAAACGGCGGCACAAAAGUAACUCAGAGUGCGCCUGGAGCAAGCAACGCGACAAUGAGUAUGUAA
Molecule: messenger RNA, 1284 nt
Organism: Lithohypha guttulata
Lineage: Eukaryota; Fungi; Ascomycota; Eurotiomycetes; Chaetothyriales; Trichomeriaceae
Exons: 3
Coding region: 1-1284 (427 amino acids)
Source: RefSeq, a predicted model, not a curated record